CCAACAGACCUGUUGGGACAAGAAGAAACUGCCGCAGGGUUUUUGAAGACCAUGAAUCAGGACUGACUCAUAUUUUAGGCUACCAGCAGCUAUAUAAGUCACAGAGACUAACAAGUAUGUCAGAAUUUGGAGAAGCUCCAGUUGAGAGACAUGAACUUCAGAGGUUUGGUUCUGCUGACCCUGGUGGUUUCUCUGUUCCUGGGGUCUGGGUUGGGACAGAGAGGGGACAAUGACUGGAUGAAAGCUCAGGAAAAGCUCAUGGUUCGACUCCAGAACGAACAGAAAGAUGCGGAACAGCAGCAGCAGAGUGAUCUGGAUGCUCUGGAGGUGAGACUCAACGCCACGGUGGACGACCUACGCAGACAGAAGGUUGAAGUGGAAACACUGAAGAAAGAGAACCAGGAUCUGUUAAUACGACUGAUUUCCUCAGAGCAGGAGAUCCAGAAACUGAAACAGUUUGUUGAAAAAGUUGGUCCUCGUGUCGCCUUCUCGGCGUCUUUGGCGCCCUCUGGUGAAAUCUACAAAGGGCCGUGCACCGACAAGACUCUAAUUUUCAGGAGGAUUUUCUCCAACGUUGGAAACGCUUACGAUCAUAACACAGGGGUGUUCACAGCACCGACCAACGGUCUCUACUACUUCACCUUCAGCACCUACGGCUACAGCACUCAUGCAGCGGGGGCAGUACUGGUGAAGAACGCGGUGCGUCAGAUUUCUACGUAUGACAGCCCCUCAACCGACGGUUCGGACAGCGGCAGCAAUGCCGCUGUUCUGCAACUGUCCACCGGGGACAAGGUCCACGUGGAGCUGUGGGAUAACGGUCAAGUGUUCGACAACCUGAACGGACACACAACGUUCAGUGGGUUUCUCCUCUUCUCUCUGUAGAUCACCGGACUGUAUUCGUGUUAUGUCCGACUCACGUAUGUCCUUCAAAUCUAACAAUGUUCUUGGAAUCUCGUAGUAUUUUGAUUUCAGGUAAAACUGCUGUGUCUCUGCCUUUGUUGGUUGAUGUUUUGCUACUAUCUAAAUAAUUCCAAAAGAUUACUUAACGAUCCACUUACAUUUAGGACAAAUGAUAGUGAGGAAAAAGUGUCACUUGUCAAGUCAAUACUGUUGAAUAAAUGCAUUUGAAAAACUAGUAUAUGCUCAAUUAAAAAAAUGAAAAGGCUAUCUUACAAAGUGGCUAACAACAUCAAAUACCAGUUUAAAAGACAGUUCAUCCUCGGCAUAUGUUAAAAUUUGCAAUAUUAAAACAAGACACGAGUACUUUAACAAAGUUAACCUUUAUUGAAAGUAUAUAAAACUUUAGUUUGAAGACACUCUGGCAACCAUGCGAAAUGUCACCAUCUUGUGUUCAAAAUGGGCAAUAACAUUUAACUAUUAUUUGAAUAAUUGUCUAACAUUUCUUGUAUGUAAAACCUUCAUCCAGGUGAAUUAUCAGUGUCAUUCACCAGAUACGUUUAUAAAGA
Messenger RNA from Cynoglossus semilaevis (tongue sole), 1466 nucleotides. It is a transcript of the gene cbln11, whose product is annotated as cerebellin 11. Lineage: Eukaryota; Metazoa; Chordata; Actinopteri; Pleuronectiformes; Cynoglossidae. Gene Ontology annotation, molecular function: protein binding. The transcript has 4 exons. The record is from RefSeq and is a predicted model, not a curated record. Bases 151 to 882 code for a protein of 243 amino acids.